AUGAUGGCCACCGACAAGGGUCAGCCCCUCCUUCAACUCCAGGAGGUGGACUCCAGUCGAGUGGGCUGUCGCGUGCUCUCCCCCAUCCUCAACACCUCCUCCCCGGGUCUGUCCCUCGAAACCAGUCAGCCCAUCUGUAUCCCCUCACCUUACACCGAGCUCAGCCAUGACUUUCCCACCAUCCCUUUCUACAGUCCGACUAUCUUAUACGCUGGGCCAGGACUUUCAGACUGUUCGCCUGUGCACCAGACCCUAAGGCCUUCCUUAUUCUGGCCCAGCCACGGCCACAUGGGUCCUUCUGGACCGCUGCACCCUUCCCAGGUACGUCCACAGCAGAGCCAGCCUGUCCAGAGUCAAUGGGUGGAGCUGUCACCAGGGGACAGUGAGUUGACUGUCAGUAAGCGCAGGCGUUCCCAGGAGAGCGAGGAAGUUGUGGUGUCGUCAGGUGGAAAAGCAGAUCUUCACUUCUGUGCUGUUUGCCAGGACUACGCCUCUGGCUAUCAUUAUGGCGUCUGGUCUUGUGAAGGGUGUAAGGCCUUCUUCAAAAGGAGCAUUCAAGGCCACAAUGACUACAUCUGCCCAGCAACUAAUCAGUGCACCAUAGACAAGAACCGCCGUAAGAGCUGUCAGGCAUGCCGUCUUCGCAAGUGCUAUGAAGCCGGCAUGACCAAAUGUGGUAUGCGCAAAGAACGUGGAAACUACCGGAACCAGCAGAGGAGGCGAGUGAGUGGUGUGUCCUCACACAACAAGACUCAAGCAGCAAAGGCGUCAACUGAACCAGCAGCAAUUCCUGAGCUCCAUCCUCCUGCUAUGACUCCAGAGCAGCUAAUAAAGCAAAUCAUGGAGGCGGAGCCACCUGAGAUUUACCUGAUGCAGGAUAUGAGGAGACCACUCACUGAAGCAAACGUCAUGAUGUCUCUGACUAACCUCGCUGAUCAGGAACUGGUUCACAUGAUCAGCUGGGCGAAGAAGAUCCCAGGGUUUGUGGAGCUCAGUAUUUUGGACCAAGUGCACCUGUUGGAGUGCUGCUGGCUGGAGGUGCUAAUGAUAGGGCUGAUGUGGAGGUCGGUCAACCACCCAGGGAAACUCAUCUUCUCACCUGACCUAAGUCUGAACAGAGAAGAGGGCAGCUGCGUCCAGGGCUUUGUGGAGAUCUUUGACAUGCUCGUAGCCGCCACAUCCAGGGUGCGAGAACUCAAGCUGCAGAGGGAGGAGUAUGUCUGCCUCAAGGCCAUGAUCCUCCUUAACUCCAACAUGUGCCUCGCCUCUUCUGAGGGCAGCGAUGAGGUGGAGAGUCGCUCCAAGCUGCUGCGUCUUCUUGACGCUGUCACCGAAGCUCUUGUGUGGGCCAUCGCCAAAACCGGUCUCCCGUUUCGACAGCAGUACACCCGCCUGGCUCAUCUUCUUAUGCUGCUCUCGCAUAUUCGCCAUGUCAGCAACAAGGGCAUGGACCAUCUCCACUGCAUGAAAAUGAAGAACAUGGUGCCUUUGUAUGACCUGCUGCUGGAAAUGUUGGAUGCUCACAUCAUGAACAGCUCUCGGCUGCCCGCCAAGGGUCCGCAACAGGAGGCCUACAAGCAGGAGGAGAGCUGCACCAAGCACGAGGGUUCCAGCAGCGCCUCCUCCAAUAGUUGCACUACCGAAAACGGAGGUGAUGCUCAGUAG
Messenger RNA from Nerophis lumbriciformis (worm pipefish), 1665 nucleotides. Lineage: Eukaryota; Metazoa; Chordata; Actinopteri; Syngnathiformes; Syngnathidae. The record is from RefSeq and is a predicted model, not a curated record.